Molecule: messenger RNA, 1662 nt
Organism: Oryza sativa Japonica Group (Japanese rice)
Lineage: Eukaryota; Viridiplantae; Streptophyta; Magnoliopsida; Poales; Poaceae
Product: protein Rf1, mitochondrial
Molecular function (GO): protein binding
Source: RefSeq, a predicted model, not a curated record
AUGCGCUCCCCCUCCCGUCCCCUCCCUCGCCUCCUCCUCCUCCGCCGCCGCUGCCUCUCCUCCGCCCCACACCGAGACCGCCGCUUCCUCCCCCUCCUCCGCUUCGCCGCCCUCGCCAAGGAGCUCUCCGACCACCGUCCCCGGCCGGGAACGCCGCCGCCCCCUACACGGCCGCGGUCCCCGCACCCCUACGACUACAACCGCCUCAUGUCCGCGCACGCGGGGACGCGGGACGGCGCCGGCGCGGACCGCGCCCUCCACCUGCUCGACGAAAUGCGCGCCCUCCUCCGGCGCCGCCCCGACGCCGCCUGCUUCACAACGGUCGCCGCGGCGCUGUCGUCCGCGUCCCGCCCGGGCGCGGCGCUCGCCGUGCUCGACGCCAUGGCCGCGGAUGGCGUCGCGCCCGACGCCGCGGCGUGCACGGUGCUCGUCGGGGUGUACGCCUGCCGCCUGCGGCGGUUCGACGCCGCCUACGAGGUCGUGCGCUGGAUGGUGGCGAAUGGCGUGGCCCCUGACGUGGUCACCUACUCGACGUUGAUAUCUGGGCUGUGCAGCGCUGGGCAGGUGGCUGAAGCUCUCGGCGUGCUGGACUUGAUGCUGGAGGAAGGUUGCCAACCCAAUGCGCACACAUAUACACCUAUCGUGCACGCAUAUUGCACGGGUGGGAGGAUACAUGAGGCGAAGAGGCUGUUGAACACUAUGAUUGCCAGUGGAUUUGCUCCAAGUACAGCCACUUACAAUGUCUUGGUUGAAGCUCUCUGCAAGGUUGGGGCUUUCGAGGAGGUAGAUGCCCUUCUUGAGGAGAGCACUGCAAAAGGGUGGACACCAGAUGUAAUCACAUAUAGCAGUUACAUGGAUGGGCUAUGCAAAGCCGGCAGAAUAGAUAAGAGCUUUGCAUUGGUUGAUAAGAUGUUAUCCAACGGGUUACAACCUAGUGAGGUGACUCUGAAUAUCCUUCUUGAUGGUGUUUGUCGUAGCUCAACUGCAUGGGCUGCAAAACGCCUCUUGGAGUGCAGCGCAGAGCUUGGGUGGGAUGCCAAUGUUGUCAAUUAUAACACGGUGAUGAGGAAGCUUUGCGAUGAGCACAGAUGGCUGUCUGUUGUCAAACUUUUCACUGACAUGGCCAAGAAAGGCAUUGCUCCAAAUAGCUGGACCUUCAACAUUGUUGUCCACAGCCUCUGUAAAUUGGGGAGACUUCAUAAAGCGCUUUUUCUGCUGAGAAGCAAAGAGUUUGUAGCUACCGUUAUCACAUACAAUACUUUAAUCCGUCAUCUCAGUAUUUCUGGGGAAGGCAAUGAAGUUUGCCUCUUACUUUAUCAGAUGAUUGAGGGAGGCAUUGCUCCCAAUGACAUCACCUACAGUCUUGUGAUUGAUUGUCUCUGUAGAGAAGAGAAGUUCUUGGUGGCUCUUUGCUGUUUUUACCAAUCACUUGAGGACGACUUCUUCCCAUCUGCAUUUCUCAGUAUUAUACGAGGUCUAAUUGUUGGUGGUAUGCUUGGUCAAUUGCAUACUCUAAUUGGAUGUGUUCUUGGACAAGGCUUUAUAAUAGAAGUGUAUAUUUACCAGGAACUGAUCAAGGCUCUUUGUAAGAAUGGAUACUGUCAAAGCGUAGAAAUGUACAAAGUUUGCCAUAUAUUGGAAAGAAUGCUCAGAUUGAGAUGA